AUGCACCGCCUCGACUUCCAACUGCAGAGUAUCCAGGCGUGCGAAGCCGGUUCGAUGAUUUUGUUGCUCACUACAGUGGAUUAUUUCUCCCGUGGCAUCGGCAUUUUCUCUGGUUAUUCGAAAAAGCUCUUCGGGAUGAGUGCCGGUACAAGGGAUAUCUGCCGCAACCUCCAUGAAAGCCCCCUCUUCGACGGCAGUGAGACAUCUCUCUCCGGCGACGGUGAAUACAACCCAGACGAACAAAGUUUAUCAAGUGGUGCGGUGACCAUAUUUCGCGGUUCGGGCGGAGGCUGUGUCCGCCGCGGACCAUUCAAAGACAUAACCAUCCACCUCGGACCCUUCCCACACAGUCUCUCCUCUCCAACCGAUAUCCCCGAUCCGGGAUUCGACUAUAAUCCGCGCUGUCUAAAUCGGAGCCUUAAUAAUUUUGUUUCUACACAUUUUACCAGCCAGACACAAGCCAACCGUCUCUUAUCGGCGAGGGAUAUAGUCGACUUUCAAAUGGUAAUGGAUCAUUGGCCGGCAGCGCCCGAGGGGGUGUUAGGUCUACAUGGUGGAGGGCAUUUUAGUAUUGGAUCCACGAUGCAAGAUCUCUUUUCUUCGCCGCAAGAUCCGGCGUUUAUGCUUCAUCAUGCUAUGAUUGAUCGAUUGUGGGCGAUCUGGCAGGCAGUGGAUGAAGGGAAGAGGCGGUUUGCGGUUAAUGGGACGAAUCGGAUUUUGAAUCCGCCGUGGGCAGACCUUGUUACGUUGGAUAUGGAGAUGGAGUUUGGGAUUUUGGAUGGGAAUCGGCGUGUUGGUGAGGUCAUGAGUCCAGUGGAGAAAGGGUUAUGUUACACCUACACUUGA
This is a messenger RNA of Penicillium cataractarum, 846 nucleotides long. Its product is annotated as tyrosinase family protein. The transcript is spliced from 3 exons. NCBI's taxonomy places the organism in Eukaryota, Fungi, Ascomycota, Eurotiomycetes, Eurotiales, Aspergillaceae. Gene Ontology annotation, molecular function: oxidoreductase activity. The record is from RefSeq and is a predicted model, not a curated record. The coding region runs from base 1 to 846 and encodes 281 amino acids.